Penicillium coprophilum is the source of this 3624-nucleotide messenger RNA. It is a transcript of the gene set1, whose product is annotated as histone methyltransferase SET1. Bases 1 to 3624 code for a protein of 1207 amino acids. The transcript is spliced from 2 exons. Gene Ontology annotation, cellular component: Set1C/COMPASS complex. Gene Ontology annotation, molecular function: nucleic acid binding; histone H3K4 methyltransferase activity; protein binding. Lineage: Eukaryota; Fungi; Ascomycota; Eurotiomycetes; Eurotiales; Aspergillaceae. The record is from RefSeq and is a predicted model, not a curated record.
AUGUCACGCGCCUCGGCUGGCUUUGCAGACUUUUUCCCCACCGCCCCAUCAGUCCUUCAACAGAAGCGCUUCAAAACAGCGCAGGAACGACGGAAAUUACAUGUCGAGGGUGAACAAAUUUCUGAAAGGAUCUCGGAUUGUCCAGUGUCUCUUACCUCGAGCGCGCCCACAACCAUUGAGACGCCUCUCAACCCCAGUACAGACGAAGGGGGAGCUCGCAGCCCGUCGGCCCCUAACGAGCUUGAAUUGACCAUUUCCGCCAAGGCGAAAAGCGUGGAGGAUAGGACUGGGCUACCUCCACCCACGGCAAAUCCCAUCCCAUCACAAAUUGAUACACUGACACCGCUCACCACUGCGGAAUCAUCGCCCCCUUGCAAAGUGACUAGUCCAACACAGCAAAAGAUAGCAGGUGGAGCUUCUCCGGGUACUUCUUCCAGGCCGACUCAUGAAAACACCAAAUCUACCAUCACACCAAUCCACACCCCUCCUACCCCUCAGUCGCAAACCCGACACCUCGAGAUCCGCGUGAGAGGGUGCAAGGUUGUGUAUGACCCCGAUCUCGACAAACGGACCUCGUCGAAGGAAAAACGGAAAAAGCUUGAGUAUGUGGACAUCGUGAAUGAUGGCCAAACAGAUGCGCCACCCGAUCCGCGUCGUGCGAUCGCCAAUUAUACUCGUGGAUCCGGCUGCAAGCAAAAGACAAAAUACCGGCCCGCGCCUUACAAUUUGAAGCCUUGGUCAUACGAUGUGGCAACGAGUAUUGGUCCCGGGCCUCCGAUCCAAGUUGUGGUAACGGGGUUCGAUCCUUUGACUCCCAUCGCCCCGAUCAGCGCGCUUUUCUCGAGCUUUGGAGAUGUGGCCGAAAUCAAGAACCGCACAGAUCCCAUCACCGGCCGAUUUCUGGGGAUCUGCUCCAUUAAAUACAAAGAUAGCACCUCAGCCCGAGGAAAUGGCCCAGCAUCAGCCUCUAGCGCGGCGCGACGUGCAUACUUUGAAUGCAAGAAAGAACAACGCAUUGGCACCCGCAGGAUUCGGGUCGAGCUGGAUCGCGACGGGAUUGUGUCAGACCGCAUGGCCGCGAAAGCAGUGGAGUCCCAGCGACUGGCAUCCAAGAGUACCCUUCCACUUCCGCCUCCAAGUGAACCGAGACCCGAUGUCCAGAUCAAGAAAAGCGAACCACCACCGACGGCGCCCAAGGGUCCCUCAGGCAGGUCAUCUUUACGGCCGGGGGUCGUUAUUCCAGAGGGCCCUAGGGCCGGUGUCCGAUCUCCUGUUGUGCAGUCAUUGGUCGAAGAAACUGCUAUCUUGAGUCAGAUCAAACGCGAUCCAUACAUUUUCAUUGCGCACUGUUACGUCCCGGUCCUUAGUACAACGGUUCCUCACUUGAGGAAAAGACUCAGACUCUUUGCAUACAAACAUAUUCGUUGUGACAAAACCGGCUACUAUAUCAUCUUCGAGAAUUCGCGCCGGGGUGAGGAGGAAACCGAACGCUGCUACCGACUAUGCCAUAUGCAACCCUUGUUCACCUAUAUCAUGAACAUGGAGAGUCAACCUUACGGUAACCCGAACUACGAGCGAAGCCCCAGCCCUGAACGCCUCCGCGCCGAACGGCGAGACAAGGCCGCAAAGGAUCGGACGAGGAAAGAGGCCGACUUGGAUAUCGAGGAAGAGAAAAAGCAGCGGGCACUUGAUUUGGAUCCAUGCCGGGAGGUAUUGUCUAUCAUCAUUCGCGAUCUGAGGGACAAGCUUCUCGAGGAUGUGAAGUCGCGCAUAGCUGCCCCGGCUCUUUACGACUAUUUGGAACCGAGUAAGCAUGCGGCCAAAAGGGAAAAGCUGGGAAUUUCGGACCCCGAAGGUACAAAACGGUCUGUUUUCCAAAUCGACAGCACCCCUGGCUCUCGAGGCGAAAUGUCUGCUGGCCGAGAUCCUCUCAGAUCAUCAAGUCUGAAUAUUCUUGCUCUUCCUCGUAUCCGGAAAGCCCAUGGCCUUGACCAUGCGGGUGCUGCCUUCCUCGACGAACGGCGCAGGCAACCACUACGAAAGAAAGAAGUCCGCCCCUUGUAUCAUCGCUUACAGCAGUUGCACGAUGAUGAGGAUUCGGAUGACGAACAGCGCACUCCUGCUGCCAGAGAUGUCGACGAACGAGAGAGCCGACCCCCUAGUCGCGCAAGUUCAACGUCAUCGGAGGACGGAGGAUACCAGUCAGACGAUUUGGAAUCAUCUCGGGAGAGCGAAGGGCGUGGCGCUGGAGCUGUGGACGAUUUGGAUGCCACAGUUGAAACCGGCGAUCUCUCUCAUGAACUUGUGUUGUCUCCCACAUCGGGCAAGAGGAAGCGAUUGACCGAAGAUGACGAAGCACGAAAGCGACAGCGACAGGAGGAUGAGCUCUUUGGGAUUGACUCGGAAGCAGAUGGACACGAGGGUACAACUAAGGACCUGGAAACGCCUGCGGUUAUCAGCGAUGUUCUCGCAGAUGAUGGCGACAAAUUACCAACGCAAGACCAACCCGCAGACCAUGUUAGUGAGCUUGUCUCUCACACACAUCUCGAGGGUGAUGACCUCUCGAUCAGCGAAACGUGCAAGGCCGAACCGACUGAUGAGCCGAAAACAGAGAUUGAAUGGGGCUUUUCCAAGGAUGAGCCCCGCGCAACGGUGGAAGAUGAUGAAAAUAUUGUGCUCGAUCUGGAUGGUUGGCAAAACCUGGUCAAGGACGACGAGGACCUGCAGUUUUUGCGAGAAGUUCUACUGGAUCAGUCAGAAUCAAUUAUUCGAAAUCUUGCUGCAUGGGGUUGGAAACAAAAAGAGAUCAAAGCUCUCAAUGGCCUGGAAACUGGCACAACCCAGGACGCUAUCAGUAUCCCUGGCUAUUAUGUGCAAAACUCCACCGGAGCUGCGCGGACAGAAGGUCGAAAAAGGAUUAUGGAAGCAGAAAAAUCCAAAUACCUGCCCCAUCGGAUCAAGGUUCAGAAAGCUCGUGAGGAGCGCGAGGCGAAUGCUAAGGCAGACCCUCAGGCAGCAGCAGCAGAAGCUGCCAGAAUUGCAGCCGCCAAAACAAUAUCAAAAUCAACAUCCCGGUCCACACGAGUCAACAACCGCCGGCUCAUUGCAGACAUCAAUGCUCAAAAGCAGGCCCUUCCUACUGCGAGUGGCGAAGGAGACGUUCUUCGAUUCAACCAGCUUAAGAAACGCAAGAAGCCUGUACGCUUCGCUCGCUCUGCCAUUCACAACUGGGGUCUGUAUGCCGAGGAAAACAUCACUGCUAAUGACAUGAUCAUUGAGUAUGUCGGAGAGAAAGUGCGUCAGCAGGUGGCCGAUAUGAGAGAAAGACGAUACCUGAAGAGCGGGAUCGGUAGCAGUUAUCUUUUCCGAAUCGACGAGAACACCGUCAUCGAUGCCACAAAGAGAGGAGGAAUUGCGCGAUUCAUCAAUCACAGCUGUACACCUAACUGCACCGCUAAGAUCAUCAAGGUGGAUGGCAGUAAACGCAUUGUGAUUUAUGCGCUUAGGGAUAUCGAAAGAGAUGAGGAGCUGACGUACGACUACAAAUUCGAACGAGAGUGGGACAGCGAUGACCGUAUUCCCUGUCUCUGUGGCUCGACGGGCUGCAAGGGAUUUCUCAAUUGA